Messenger RNA from Papilio polytes (common Mormon), 2268 nucleotides. RefSeq names its product leukocyte elastase inhibitor-like (gene serpin-12). The transcript has 7 exons. Gene Ontology annotation, biological process: negative regulation of endopeptidase activity. The record is from RefSeq and is a predicted model, not a curated record. The coding region runs from base 149 to 2206 and encodes 685 amino acids. Gene Ontology annotation, molecular function: serine-type endopeptidase inhibitor activity. NCBI's taxonomy places the organism in Eukaryota, Metazoa, Arthropoda, Insecta, Lepidoptera, Papilionidae.
CGGCUUACAUCGGGCUUUAGUAGUGGCGAGCGAACGUGUAUGUUGUGCCGAUAAAAUAUCUCAUAUUAAUGUUGUUAAAAUAUCUUAUUAUUUGUGAUAAAUAAAUUGCUGUAUAUUGUUUCAUGUCAGUGGAUAAUUUAAGUUUACAAUGAUUUUAAAACUAAUAAUAGCAUAUUCUAUUUUAAUAUGGACAGCAGAUUCCCAGACAUAUCAAUCAAGUAAUGACUUCGAACGAUUUAUUCUUUCAAAUAUUCCGCAAUUUAACAUAGAUCCGUUUGGAGUAAAUGUUAAUCCAAAUUCUCGGCGGUAUUCCCAGAAUACGGAUCAAUCAUAUUUGAAUAAUGGACUGGGAGCUGAAAAAAGGUCAUCAGAUUAUCAACCCAAUAUACAGAUUCAACAACAAACUCAAAAAAAUAAAAAACAAUCACAUCAGAUAGUGUUUCAACCCAGUGUUCAACAACAGAAGCAAACACAAUUGCAGACUAACAAAAAAAGUGUUGCGCUCCCGUUGCAAUUGCAACAACCACAAAAUGUACAACUACAAUUGCAACAGAACGCACAGCCACAACUGGACUCAAGCCAACAAUCAAAUUUUUACCCACAAAACCAGCAACAACAAACGAAUUACCAACAAACUGUAAGACCACAACAACAAAAUAUACAACAACAGCAACAGAAUUUCCAACAAAAUCUACAAUCACAGACACAGUAUAAUCUCCAAAAUCAACAAACGCAACAACAGAAUUAUCUCCAAAAUCAGCAACCGCAACAACAGAAUUAUCUUCAAAAUCAGCAAAACCAACAACAAAAUUAUCUCCAAAAUCAGCAACCGCAACAACAGAAUUAUCUUCAAAAUCAGCAAAACCAACAACAAAAUUAUCUCCAAAACCAGCAAAAUCAACAGAAUUAUUUACAAAAUCAGCAAAUCCAACAACAGCUGCCUGUCUAUUCACAAAACCAGCAACCUCAAGCUAACGUACCGAAUAAUCAAAUUUAUUUUUCGGGUCAAACGAAUACACAAAAAAUAAACAGCGGUCUACCAUCGAAGUUUGGCACUGACAAUACCGGAAUAACAGGCCAAAAUGCAAAUUACAACAACGAAACUCUUGCUAUAACUAAAUUUGGUCUGAAAUUGUUUAAGACCGUAAAUAUCCAAGGGAAUAGUGUGAUAUCACCGUAUUCCAUCGCGAUACUGUUAGCUCUUGUACAACAAGGCUCCUUUGGGUACACGCAGCAAGAAAUCACUCAGGCUCUCCAGUUGACUCCGGACGCAUCGCAAAUAUUGUUUAAAGGACUCACAUCAUUUAUGAAGAAACGUGGUUCCAGCAGCAUUCUGAAGAUUGCAAGCAACUUGUAUAUAGCAAAUGGCUUUACACUUGACAAGAAGUUCAAAACAAAUGCAAUCAAUGCUUUCGGCAGUGACGUCACCAGUGCGAACUUCAACGAUCCUUACGGAACUGUGGCGAGGAUCAACAGUUGGGUGUCUGAUAAAACGAAUCACAAGAUUACAAAUCUUUUAACACCAGAGUCUAUUGCACCAGAAAGUUUAAUGGUAUUGGUGAAUGCUAUAUACUUCAAAGGCACGUGGGACAUUAAAUUUAGACCAGAGCUGACAGAGGACAAUAUAUUCACUCUGAGCGAUGGUUCCCAGAAGUUAGCGAAAUUCAUGCAAGCGACAAGAACGGUCAGAACUGAUGUCGAUCCAGUGUUAAAAUCACAAAUAAUGGUACUCCCAUUCGCGGGCAGUCAAUACUCCAUGAUGUUCAUACUUCCACUGAAGGGGAACAACGUGAAUAACGUACUUCUAUCAUUGACGGAGCCACAACUAUAUUCAUACCAAAACCUUGAACCUAAGGAAGUUAAGAUUAAAAUCCCCAAGUUUACUAUCAAGCAAGAUAGCGACGUGCAAUCUGUUUUUAACGCGCUUGGAAUUUGGACAAUGUUUGGUAAUGAAGCAGAACUCAGCGGCAUUGGUCAUAAGAAUGGGAUUUCACCGCGUAUCUCAUCUGGUAUCCACAGUGCGAUUCUAUCUAUUGACGAGAACGGAGGUUCCGCCUCAGCUGCCACUUCUUUAUCAGUGGUCGCACUUUCCUACGAUGAUCCUUCUACAUCUUUCACCGCUGAUAGACCAUUCAUUGCAAUACUUUGGGAUAACAAACUCACCACGCCUCUGUUUAUGGCCAAAGUUGAAAAUCCGGAAUUGUAAUUAUUAGUCAAUUUUAUAUUUUAGUGUAGUUGUGAAGUGAGGUGAUUAAAAACUUAGAUACA